Molecule: messenger RNA, 534 nt
Organism: Rotaria sordida
Lineage: Eukaryota; Metazoa; Rotifera; Eurotatoria; Philodinida; Philodinidae
Source: the annotation of a GenBank genome assembly
UAGUUUCGCUUUGUAGACGAAAAAAAAAUUUGCAGAGUAGAAAAAUUAUUUUAUAUUUUGCUUUGGUAAUACAGGGAUCGAUUAACGCAUAGCGAUAUAGUUGGUGUUGGUAUUAUUGAUACAUUAGAUAAAGAUCGUGGCUUUCUUCCAACAUUUGGUCCAUGUUGGAUUAAUUUAUAUGGUGCACCACGUGAAUAUUCAGAAAUUCCAACAGCAUUAGAUGAAUUGAAUACUGGAAAAGAUGAAGGUGUUGCAUAUCGUGGACGAAGAUUUGUUGAAUUACAAACAAUUCUUGGUGAAACUCCAACAGAACCUUUUGGUAAUAUAUCAAAUUCUGAUUUAAUUCGUGCAUUACCAUAUCAAUCACGAAAAAAAUAUAAAUUACGUGCUGCAUUUCUUGAUGCUUGUAUAUUAUAUGAACAUGAAUUAAUGAUUGAAUUUGAAAUAAGUAUUGGAAAUUAUAGUAAUAAAUUUGAUGAUCUUGUUGGAAAUGCAAGUAGUUCAAUAACACCACCAACAAAUCCUGUUUUUUGA